AUGGCAAUUGAGAAUCGCGGCCCGCAGCUCCAAGCUGCCUGCUAUGUCCUCGUCGUCUUUGCGGCAGUGUCGAUGCUUCUGCGCUGCUAUGUCCGGAUAUUCAUGAUAAAAAACUUUGGUCUGGACGAUGGAUUCAUGGUGUUUGCGCUGGUUACCUUCAUUCUCUUCGUGGCAUGCGCGUUAUCCGGCGUUCACUAUGGCACCGGGCGCCAUUACUGGGAUUUAGAAAGCGACGACAUAUCAUCUGCCAUGCAGUACUGGUGGUUCUGCUACCUCUCGUAUUGCCUCACAAUGAUAGCAUCGAAACUCUCCAUCGGCUGCUUCCUGUUGCGCCUCAUGGUCCGCCGCCUCGAAAGAUGGAUCGUAUACGUGGUUAUGCUGCUCACCGUCCUCACUGGCGUGCUCUUCUUCUUCGUCACCCUACUUCAAUGCAAGCCGAUUUCCUACUUCUGGAACAAGGCACAGCAAGGCCACUGCAUCGACAUCGAAGUCAUCAUCGUCAUCACCUACGUGUACAGUGCGUUCAGCGUAAUCUGCGACUUUACCUUCGCACUGCUACCCAUAUACAUCAUCUGGCACUUGAACAUGAACAAGGUGAACAAGAUGGCUCUUAUUCCCAUCAUGGCAAUGGCUUGCGUCGCGAGCGCCGCCGUUGUUAUCCGCUUUCCAUACGUGCAGGACUUUAAGAACCCCGACUUUCUUUGUGAGAUCGACCCCGUGUUUUAUGUGUGCUUGUCGCUAAUGAGUAUAGAUGCAACCAUUGACAUUGCCAUCUGGUCGACUACGGAACAAGGACUUGCUAUUACGGCCGGUAAUCUUGCGACCCUCCGACCUCUUCUCCGAUCUAUCAAACAAUUUGUCGGCUUGAGUCAGUCUGGGCCGACGCUGCUAAAGGACUCGGAUCGAGCGACGAAUAAUAAUGUGAAUAGGGGGACGUUUCAUUCCGGCGGAGGGUUUCCGGAUAGCAGCGAGCAUCUUAAGCUGCAGCCAAUCGCGGGACAGCAUAGUACUAGAUUUUAG
Pochonia chlamydosporia 170 is the source of this 1020-nucleotide messenger RNA. RefSeq lists its product as hypothetical. The coding region runs from base 1 to 1020 and encodes 339 amino acids. Lineage: Eukaryota; Fungi; Ascomycota; Sordariomycetes; Hypocreales; Clavicipitaceae. The record is from RefSeq and is a predicted model, not a curated record. The transcript is spliced from 4 exons.